Molecule: messenger RNA, 7093 nt
Organism: Pelodiscus sinensis (Chinese soft-shelled turtle)
Lineage: Eukaryota; Metazoa; Chordata; Testudines; Trionychidae
Gene: SMCR8
Product: SMCR8-C9orf72 complex subunit
Cellular component (GO): guanyl-nucleotide exchange factor complex
Molecular function (GO): GTPase activator activity
Source: RefSeq, a predicted model, not a curated record
AUGAUCAGCGCCCCUGAUGUGGUGGCUUUUACCAAAGAGGAAGAGUCUGAAGAGGAGGCCUACAAUGAACCAGCCCUGCCUGAGGAAUACUCUGUGCCGCUUUUCCCCUUUGCGAACCACGGUGCCAACCCCUGGUCCAAGUUUUCAGGCUCCAAGUUCACCAAGGACUUCAUUCUCAUCUCUGAGUUCUCAGAGCAAGUGGGCCCUCAGCCUUUGUUGACCAUCCCGGAUGAUGCCAAAGUGUCUGGCACUUUUGAUCUCAACUAUUUUUCCCUCCGGAUCAUGUCUGUGGAUUAUCAGGCUUCCUUUGUGGGGCACCCACCUGGAUGCGCCUACCCAAAGCUAAAUUUUGUGGAGGAUUCCAAAGUGGUGUUGGGAGAUUCCAAGGAAGGGGCUUUUGCUUAUGUGCACCAUCUGACUCUCUAUGACCUAGAAGCUAGAGGCUUUGUGAGGCCUUUCUGCAUGGCGUACAUUUCCACUGAUGAGCACAAAAUCAUGCAGCAAUUUCAGGAGCUCUCUACAGAGUUCUCCAAAGCAUCAGAAUGCUUAAAGACUGGUAAUAGGAAAGCUUUUGCUAAUGAACUUGAAAAGAAACUGAAAGACCUUGAUUACACCAGGACAGUUCUGCACAAUGAAACAGAGAUACAGAAGAAAGCCAAUGACAAAGGAUUUUACACAACCCAGGCCAUUGAAAAAGCCAAUGAACUGGCUAGUGUUGAAAAGUCCAUUAUUGAGCAUCAAGAUCUUUUAAAGCAAAUCAGGUCGUAUCCUUAUCGAAAACUGAAAGAUUCUGAUUUCCACCCAUAUGAGCCAGAGUGUGUAGUGGAUCAAGCGAAUACAAUUUUUGAUCAAGACUCUACUACCUCUAACCCUGCUGAGCCCAGUGAAAUGCAUCAUCAUGCACGGAUGCCAUCUUACACCCCUAAGCUCAUCAAAGCCAAAUCCGCCAAAUGUUUUGACAAGAAGCUGAAAACCUUGGAGGAACUCUGUGAUAUUUAUUUUUUCACCCAAACUCUUGAUCAGCUAAAUCAAAUAGAAAAAAUGUUUAGAGGUGAUGUUUGCUACCUUUUGACAAAUCAGAUCAGUAAAGCACUUUUAAAGCAGCAAACUAUAACUAACUUCCUUUUUGAAGAUGUGUGUGUGUUAGAUGAAAAACCCGAAAAACAGUAUGGGGGUUGCCAGUUAUCUAAUCAAGACACUGUUAACACCAAGUGUUUGGAACAAUUCUUGAUUCCUAAAGUGUUAAUCAGCAUGGGGUCUUACAAGUCCAGUGUGGAGUCUGUACCUAUCAAGAUGGAGCAGGAAAUUGAAGAUUCCCAAGAACCAGAAGUGACAGAACCUAUUGCUUUUGACCAGGAGAAUUUGGAAUAUCUUGAUGCAGACAUUAAAGGGAGUAUUAGUAGUGGUGAAAGCAUUGAGGUUUUGGGAACAGAAAAGUCUGCUGCUGUUCUUACAAAUUCAGAGAGCCAGGCAAGCUUGCCUAUUCAGCCAAGUCCACAAAUGAUCAGGAGCAAGGCAGCUGGCAGAAGAACCAUCAGCGAGGACAGCAUUGAAGUCCUAAGCUUGUGUCCUUCAGAAUCUUUGAUCCCUGAAGAUUUUAAAGCAAGCUACCCAAGUGCCAUUAAUGAAGAAUCGUAUGCAGAUGAUGAAGGUAGAGGUCCUUACCUCAGCCCACGUUUAAAUCCAGCUAACGUUAAAGAGAUGGAAGGCAAUUCUGAAGAGGAGAAAUUAUUGCCAGUUGAUUCUGCCUGUUGUAUUGGCAAAGAGAAUCCAAACUUUGUAGAGUCACUACCUGACCUUCCACAAAAACAUUGUGAUGAUGAUGAUGGUGUGGUCAGUAUUCCACCUCAGCCAUACAGGCAGGUGGAUCAGGGAUUCCAUGUGAACUUCUCAGACUGUUCUUCACAUGAUGUCUCAGGAGGACUCCUUUCAUAUGAGCUUGAUCCACAUUACUUAAGCAGUAGAGAGGCCAGUAAAAUUAGCUUGGAUGAAUAUUCAGACUCCACAAGCUACAUGAGUAGUGCAGCAUCCACGUGUUCGGAUAGAACUUCUUCUCCUGCUCAUCCUCUCAGUCACUUCAGUGAAAGGCACAGAAAAAAGGCUGGCCAGAAUGCCUUAAAGUUCAUUAGGCAGUAUCCCUUUGCUCAUCCUGCAAUAUAUUCGCUGCUCAGUGGAAGGACACUAAUAGUGCUGGGGGAAGAUGAAGCAAUGGUAAAGAAACUUGUGACUGCUCUCUCCAUCUUUGUUCCUAAUUGUGGGUUAUUUGCCAUGCCUGUGAACCAUUGGAUCACUUCCCCUUUGAAUAUCAUGGAUUUUCAGAAGUGGAAGCUGAUUGGACUGCAGAGAAUGGUUUCCCCUGCUGGUGUCAAUAUGUUGCAUUCUUUGAGUCGAUACAGCCGAUACAUCAGCAUUCUGGAUGUGGACAGUAAGACACUACGCUGUCCCCUUUAUAAAGGAACCUUGGUGCCCAGGCUCGCUGAUCACCGCACUCAGAUCAAACGAGGAAGCACCUACUAUAUGCACGUCCAAAAUAUUCUGACUCAGCUGUGUUCUAAGGCCUUCUUGUACGCCUUUUGCCAUCACUUGCACCUUCCCAUCAACGAGACAGAAACAGAGGACUCGGUUGUGUCUCGCAGGAGGAACUUUCUGAAAUUUCAUCUAGGACUUGUGAAUGAAGAUGUGAAAGUGGUACAGUACCUAGCAGAGCUGCUGAAAUUGCAGUACAUUCAGGAACCCAUCAGAGGCAGUAACCCUGUCCUCAGAUUUGACUAUGUUCCCAGCUUCUUGUACAAAAUUUAAUAUCCUCUGGGCUGCCCUUCUGUGGAUUCUCAUUUUGAUGCAGAUCAUCUGUGCUUGACUUUGCUGUUUACAAAUAUCAGAUAUAUUGGGAAUGAUGCAAAACAUUCAACAUAUUUGCAAGCACGAGUCAACUGGCUAGAAAACAUGGUGUUGAAGGAACCUAAUUUCUAUGUGGUUCCCCACAGCUGAGAACUGCAUGUGUUGUACCCCACUAAAAAAGCUCGAGAUCUUAAAAAGAUUGGCCACCCCAUCUUUAGAUGUUAAAGGGACACUGUCAACUUUUAAAAACCAUGCCAAGAACAUCAUCACCAUGUUCAUGGCAGUGAGGGCAGGAGAAAUCAGCUAUCAUUAUGGGGUGACCUCUGAUGAGUAAUGUCCGAUCCCCUCAGUACAUGGUAACAUGUACAUUUAGUUAAAACUUUGCAUUUGCCUGGUGGCAUCAGCAUUACUAGUGCAUAGGCAGGAGUUAAAUGUGAAGUAUGGGCCCUAUGGGUUUUGACUAUUUUACACCCAUGACAAAAUACAUUUGCCCAAGUUUGGGGGUGGGGAGGCGAUAUUGGCUUAUUAAAGCUGUCAAGCAUGGUGGAGGCUAAACAUUACCUGCCCCCAGUAAAUAGUUCACAGUGUCCCUUUGUGUUGUCUGUGCUCAUUCAUGGUUCAUGGAAUUGAUUGUUGCUGAGCCUCUAAGCUAAAGAUCGAAGCAUGUAUGUGUCUGUUGUCAUCUCAGCUUUGCAGGAAGAAGAAAAGGUUUAAGAGCGUCCUGACUCUGAGGCUCCUCCUUCAGUGUGAAUGUAGAGCACUGUGCCUUAUUAAUUUGCAGCAUACUCAUUGAUGACCUGGGGAUGGGGAAGCGACUUACAAGUCUUUAAAUCUUGCGAAGGCUUUGCCGCACUGCUGUGGUGUAACCUUGAAGAGGAUAUGCUAAGUGAAUAGCAAAAAGGGCACCUCUUGGUUACUCUGAGUUUAGAGAAUAAAUAAUGCAACUCAGCUGAAACUGCUUGCAGAGGGAGAGAUGGGGACAAGGCACCUCUUAAGGCAGGCACUCAGGAGAGAUCUGGAAUGAAUGUACUGAAUUAAACAUUUUAUCCUUGUAAUUUUGGGUCGGGAGCUAGAUGUGCAUUGGAUAGGAAAAUGAGCGUAGGCUCAGCGGCACCAAGCACUGCUUCUAGCUCUGUCUCGCCAUGCCAUUUUAUUUAUUUAUUUUUAAUACCACGCCUUUGCAACUUCUCUACUACCUCUCCCACAGCGUCCAGUGGGUAGUUCUGGAUGCUGCAGUACUGCACUUCACUGAGCCCAUUGGUUGAAUAUUGAGAACUUUUCAAAGCUCCUCCCACAUUGCAAACUGUGUCAGAACCUUCAUAUUGCCAGUAGAAGAUGUGCGUUUUCUUCUGGUCAGUGUGGAAGGAUUCAUGCUCUGCUUUUGUCGUGCAUCUUUUCCUUGCCCGAGAAUCUCCGAGGAGAUUACAUAUCAUUCGUGGCCACCCCUUGGCUGGAGAUUUCUACAGCACAUCCAAGGCCAGUCCCAAAGUUGUUUUACAUGAGAAAAGUUCUGGUGGAAACAAUUAUCUGGGUUUUCUUUCUUUUUAACACUGCUCUUGUCUGAUUCGGGGUGGAAGCCAUUACUAGAAUAACUGAACUGUAUAUAUUUUUAAACCUCUGUCUAAUGUGAUUGAGACAUGCAGAAACUGAAUGUAAAUUUCUAACGUACCAGAGGAAGCUGCAAUGCAGAGUGCUGGAUUGGUUGGUGUAUUUUAAAUACCAUUGAAACUUGAGGCGAUAGCUGCACUAUUAUGUAACAUGCACCCCAAACAAAGAGAGGCUCUCUGGAGAAACACUGCACUGUAUGGUCCUAGUGUCCAUACUGCUGUAAUUCAUCCUCCUCACAGAGAGAAAUGUCUGAGACAGUACUGCAGCAGGCUAGGGGGAAUCAAUGAGGAGGUAAGACCGUUUUAAAUGUUAGCAUCACUACUGAUGGCUUACAGUCAGACCAGGUCAAACAGGAAAUGAGGAGGUACUACAGUCAGACCAGGUCAAACAGGAAAUGAGGAGGUACUACAGGCUCACUACAGUCGGAGGUUGCUUGUAAUUUGUAGCAUGCCGUUGGGAGCCAGUGUAAAAUAGCCUUUUGCUGAAGGGCUGAGCAGUGUGUGCAUGUGUCAUGUCAACUUUACAUGUGUCUGUGCACAGUGCUGCAGAAUUGUUUUCACAUUUAAAAAGCAUGUGUGAAGAACUUUUCCUUUUCAGAUUCUAAAUGUGACCGCCUGUGUGCAGCUGCUGCAUGUGAACUGGGUCUGCUAGUAAAAGCUAUUUUUGUGCUUAUGUAAAAACAAUAUAAUGUACUAGGUGACCAAAGUCACUGCUUGUUAAUUUAAGGACAUGUCUUAAUAACCUUAAGCCUAAACAAGAUUCCAAUUAGAAAAAGAACAGCUGGGAUCUUAUUAGUAAGUGUACAAUAUAGAUAUGAUUCAGUCUUAACCUCUCUGUCAAUUAAUGGACUGAAAAUAUAUUAAUCUCAAGACCUCAUCUUUGUACUGUAAAAUAAUCUGAUGCUAGUUGGGAGUGAGGAGGGUUAAAAACAUACCCAAGUUCUUGGAGACCUUGAUCUCUCCCUAUCUGACAGAACAAUGAAGCAGGACUGGUGAAUGUUGCAGGAUACAGUAUUAUGGGACUUUCUAAUUACAGCAGCAUUAUUUGGGUUUUGUUUAAUCAGACUCCUAAGUUGGUAAAUGAAGAUUCUAAUUUUUCUCUGUGCAAAACUGCAUUGGUAUCUAGUAUUCUGCAAGGUGGGAUUAACCGCCAGCAGUUGUGCUUCUACCAAUCUCUCUCCCCUGAUUUACCUGCCCAAUGCAGCUGUCAAUUUCAGAAUCUUCCCCUGCUUUGUGGGUGUACCCAGACCAUCUGACCUGUUCCUUUUGCUCCUGAUUGAGGAAUUCCCCCAUGCUACAUGCAACUUUUAUUUGCUUUAAUGUUGAGCAAGCAGCACAGGUAAACAAAGUACAGGAAACAGAGGCUUAGCUUGCCUUGUAGCAUGGAGACUGUUCCAUGUAGCUAGGCACAGCUGGAAUAGGUCUUGAACUUGAAUUGCUAGAUCUUUAUUGCUUGUAAUUCCUUUUUCCCGUUAUCCACAGUGAGAGGGGAAAAACCUACACAAGGCUGAACUGGCAGAUAGUGUUUGGAAAGUUGAUGCAACUCUUAAAAGGUGCCUCACUUGAUUGAAAGCUUUCAGAGUUGAUUGUCUUACCAUAUUAUAAGGAUCCCUGUUUAGGCACUUUAAGACUUUACCUGGUCCUUAACCAUAUUGCCUCAAUACCUUCUGCUAUUAGGAACUAUUAAUUAAUUGGGAGCUUAAUACUAAUGGUUCCUACUGCUGAUAUUGACACGUAUGUUAAUAACUGGUUUAAACUGGAAUUGUUACUGCAAAGCCCAAGGGAAAACACUGGUACAUGUCAAGUUUCAGCUGCAUUUUUUAAACCUUAAGUGGCACUAGAUCCUGUAGGGCUAAUAUUUGCUGCUGCUCAUUACCAAAUGAAGUCUCUCUAUCGGAAAGGCCGAAGACCCAGUGUUGUAUUGUGCUUCUGUAAAUGCCACCAGCAUGCACCCCAUGACGCACUGCAUGGCUGGCUGUAGUUCACAUUUCCUCUUUGUGUUGUCUGUGUCAGGGAGAUGUGGUUUGUAAGCCCCACAUGAGAAUUCAUCAGAGCAAAGGUCUCCUGUGGCCUUCUGCUGACUGUCCUCUAGCUCCCUGUGUUUGACGCUGUUUUGUUGGCUUGCUCUCUUAAGCUAGCCUCGUGCUUUUUCAGAACCAACAAUUAGGAUGGUCAGCCAUAUGGAGGGAGGUGAAGUGAAGCCUCUACCAGUUCCAUUUCUCAGAGGAUAGUGCUCAGAUUUACCUUAAGCCAGUAGUGAUCAUUUCUGAGCAGCUCAAAAGCUGUUUUGCCUUUAAACUAUAAUAGGGAAGUACUGCCUGUGCUCUAGCAAUACAGGACAUGUUUUAAGGGUUGGGGUUUGGAAGCCUGUAGGGCUAAGGGUUCUGCAGUGCAUAAUAUUCUUGGUUUUUAUUAGGCAGCAGAAUCAAGGUGGUCCGAAAGCCUGACGGUACAAGCUACUGAGUGCCCGACUCACUUUCAGACUCCAUGUCUGGGAGGUUUGGGCCCAAACGUAUCGGUGGGGCUGCUUUGGGGUUAAAACACUUACAAAAAACCAACCAUCCGAAUGAACAUCUAGAACCAGCAUUACAACAGGAAGCUCAGUGAGCAGGAGAAGAGGUUGGUCCUAAAAUACAGAGCUCUUGUUA